GCAGGAUCUUCUUGUCGAUAAGUAUUUAAUCAAUACGGGGUUAGUGAUAUAUAUACACAUAUAUAUACACUUUAAUACAACUGUAUGGUGUAUGUAUUUGGGUGCACUUCAAAGUUCAAUCACGAAUGUGAACCAUCUACUCGACACCUGAAUCAGUGGAACACAGAACACGCAUAAAAUAGACAGACUUAUUGCACGCAUACACUUAUACACUUACAUAUACAUAAUAGCGUAUAUAUUCAGUACAACAUAUUUAUACAUACAUACAUAUAUAUAUAUAUAUAUAUAUAUAUAUAUAGAAAGGAAACCUAUACUCAAAUAUUCAUACACAACACAGCAACAUGUCGGGAGCACACGUGCGAAAGGGUGGCAUGGGCAAAGUGCAUAAAGCCACCAAAGCCGACCCAUCAUCCACACUGUUUGUGCGAGGCAUACCAGCAACAUACACCGAUGAAAGCUUACAAGAGUUGUUUGGCGAUAUAGGGCCUAUAAAAGAGGCCUUUAUUAUUGUAGAUAAGGAGACGAAACAGAGUAAACGGUUUGCGUUUGUGAAGUUCGCUCUCAAGGAAGAUGCCAUCACAUGUGUAGAGAAGAUGAACGGCCAUAUGGUCAAUGGUAAGAAGAUCCAGAUAACGUAUGCGCACAGAGAGGAGAAGGUGGGGAAACCCAAGAAACCCAAGGCAGAGGCUAGUGGCGAUGAUGCGGAGAUGCAAGUGGUGGCAGCGGAUGGUACUGUUCAGGAGGAUAAGAGUGCACACACAGACUCAGAGAUACAGAGUGAUGUGCAAACAGAAACAGAGCCCAUGCAUGUGGAUGUGGCUGAAGUGGCUGGGGACGACACAGUACAAACAAGUGACGACAAACCACAGCACACAGACACAGACCAGCACACGGGUAGUAGUACCAAGACACACACCAAGCAAAGUGCAGAGACUGACGAACAGAAGAAGGAGAGGGAAGCCGCCGCACUGAAGGACGGCAGGACAGUGGUGGUACGAAAUGUACCCAUGGGCACACCCAAGAAAAUCAUUCGCAGCAAAUGCAAGAAGAUAGGGCGGAUCGAAACGUUUGAGUACCACUUCCCAACAGAAGAGGAGGAGCAGACGAUGACAGCAGUGAUAGUAUUCCCAGAUGCCCAACUGGCACACCGGUCAAUGGUGAACAUCAAUGGGCAGACCUUGAAGGGGUCCAAGUUAGUGGCGGUACUGAAAAGCAGAGACAAACAGAGACAGGAGCAGAGACAAACCAAGAAGACUUUGGCCAAGUCGCUUGUGAUUGUGCGUAAUGUCGCCUUCUCUGCCACCAAAGAAGACUUUGACGAUCUCUUUGGAACGUGUGGCCCUAUUCUCGACAUCCGUAUCCCCGUUAAGGACGAUGGUGUCACCAGCCGAGGGUUUGCGUUUGUGCAGUAUGCGGCGUAUGCAGACGCACUGAAGGCCGUUGAGACACUCAACGGGCAGAAGAUCAAGAACCGCGUAGUGGCUGUUGAUUUUGUAUUACCCACAGACGACUACAAGAAGGCUAAAGACGCACAGGAGAGUGGCCAGGGUGUGGUAGAAGAAGAGCAAGACACAAACGAAAGCGCGCACAGCGACGCAGAAAGUGACGUUGGUAGUGCCAGUGAGGGAUCAUCAGAUGACGACGAUGCAGAGAGUGGCAGUGAAGAAGACUCCGGCGACAGCGACGACGACAAAGACACAGCGAAGCCCACGACACAGAACGUCAAACCACAACGAACGGACGAUGUGGCAGAGAUGUGCACUUUGUUUGUGCGUAAUGUGCCCUUCACCGCAUCAGAAAGCGAUUUGCGCAUGGUACUCUCGGCCUACGGACAAAUCAAGAUGUGUAAACUGGUGGUGGAUCGUGAAACACAACGGCCCAAAGGCACCGCUUUCGUUAAGUUUAGUGACCCCACCAGCGCAAGCUUGGUUAUCAGAGAGGCGCAGAAGGCCGUCACAGCUCAGGUGUUCUCCGGUGGUAAGAAUGGUAAGGCGAGUACAGUGAGUGAUGGUGGUGUGCAGAUUCAGGGUCGCUCACUAAACAUCACUCUGGCGGUGGACCGACAACAGGCCACUAAGCUCGAACAGCAACAAAAGGGCGACGAUGCUAAUCUAAAGAGCGACAACCGCAACAUGCGACUGGCACGCGAAGGUUACAUCAGCAAAGACGUUGCAGCCGCAUCCAACGUCUCACCAGAGGACGUCAUCAGGCGACAGAAGGCGGACAAGGAGAAGUACGCCAAGCUCAAGGACACCAGAUACUUCGUGUCACCGGUGCGUUUGGUGGUCCGGAACAUUCCCCCCAAAAUAGAUGAGCACGAGCUGACCAAAGUGUUCGACGAAGCUGUGAUCGCCGCAGAUCCCUCAGCGCAACCAAGGAGAAUCGUCAAGAAGCUUAACCUCAUGCGCAACAAAGAGAACGUAACAGGACAGACCAUCGGGCGGUCACUGGGGUGGGCGUUUGUGGAGCUCUACUCGCACGAGUAUGCGCUAGCCGCCUUACGAGCCACCAACAACAACCCACAGCUGUACUCGCAGAAGAAGCGCUUGAUAGUCGAGUUUGCGGUUGAGAACAUAGACAAGGUGCGUGUGUUGGAGGAGCGCAAGGCGAAGCAGUUGGAAGACGCUGGCAAGGCACCUCAGGACACCAAUGAUAAGCCACAGCGCGAGCCGAAGGACCGAACUUCCUUUAAAGACUUUAUUCUCAAACGUCAAGCAGCCAGACAGUCCAAACGCGCUCAGCGCCAAGGUAGUGCCCCCAACACACACACAGCACCCGCCACAGGCACAGCUAUGAACACGCACGCACACGCGCAAGGUAAUAAGCGCAGUCGAGUACACAGUGAAGGAGGCAGCAAGGUAAACAACAAACGGGCCAGAGACGACGGGGCAAAACCAUCCAGAGACCAUGGCAAGGACGCCUUCCUGACUGAGGCGCAAACCCAAAAACCCGUCAGCAAGAAGGCAAAGCGCGAUAGCAAGACACGACAAGCGGCACAGAGGAACGAGGCCAAACUAGACACGCUGGUGCAAUCCUACAAGCAGAAGCUGUUUGGUGAAACACCCGCGUCUGGAGGUUCGGUACUAAAGAAGGAUGCUAGCAGUCGAUGGUUUUCGUAGAGGCACGGACGGAUAGAGUGGGCAAGGAUGGAUGAGGAACCUAAUCUGCAGGCGUGGGUUAUGGAAAUAAAUUAGUAUUAAGUUAUACAUGAAGAAAUUAGUAUAAAAUUAUGUGAAC
Messenger RNA from Sphaeroforma arctica JP610, 3237 nucleotides. RefSeq lists its product as hypothetical. Lineage: Eukaryota; Ichthyosporea; Ichthyophonida. Bases 342 to 3119 code for a protein of 925 amino acids. Gene Ontology annotation, molecular function: RNA binding. The transcript has 13 exons. The record is from RefSeq and is a predicted model, not a curated record.